Messenger RNA from Melampsora larici-populina 98AG31, 1942 nucleotides. RefSeq lists its product as uncharacterized. Lineage: Eukaryota; Fungi; Basidiomycota; Pucciniomycetes; Pucciniales; Melampsoraceae. The coding region runs from base 57 to 1559 and encodes 500 amino acids. The record is from RefSeq and is a predicted model, not a curated record. The transcript has 9 exons.
GCUGUCUUCGCCGAAUAACACUUCUAUCAAUCCAAUAUUAUCAUCGUCAAGCAAUCAUGUCUCAACCAAAUGAUGAUAUCAAAAAGCAAAAUACUCCCAAUGAAACCGAACCAUUGUUACCUCAACCUGGUCCAUCUCAAUCUCAAUCUCAAGCUCAACCUGUUCAAGAUAGGCCUAAGACUGUAAGACAUCAUCGUAGAACUUUAUCCGGUCGAUCAGUUAGAUCUGGUCAUUUCCAAUUUGGUCCUAGUUAUCAUCCGAAUAUCUAUCCCGCUGUCAAUGAUCCAUUUACUAGACAAUCUAAGAGAGCCGCCGAUGCUCGUGCUCGCUCAAGGUUCUUUAAAGCUCUUUUGUUAGGUGUAGGGUUAUGGAUUGUGAUCGGAUUGGUACUUGGAUGGACUAGUUGGCAAGAAUCAGGUUGGGGAGAUGGAAACAAUCGAUUGAAUUAUGGAGCUAAACCUGAAAUCCCCAAACAAGAAGGAAAUGUAGUCCAAUGUGCAAGUUUUGAAAAAGAAACUAAUUUAGGAAACAAGAUUAAAUCUAAGAGUGAAUUUAUGAUUUCUUUGAAAGAAGAUAGUCAUUUUUUUAUUCAUAGUAAAGGUAGUUUUGCGAAAGGUAGAAUUUCGAUUGGAAUCUCAGAUUCCAAUGAAUCCAAGAAAGUCAAAGUUGAAGUUUUAGCACUUUACAAUGAUGAAGCUUUAAUCGAUUUAAUGAAUGUUUGUGAAGUGAUUGGUCAUGAAGGUGAUCAUCAUAAAGCUGGUUUAGCCAUUUAUACACCUUCACCGGAAGUAGGACCCUACCCAGAAUCAGAUCUUGAAUUCAGACUUAACAUCGUUUUACCCAGAUCGUUAAAGUCUCUUUAUACUUUUGAAAUCAGAGGUGAUCUAUUUACAAUCAAAACGGAUGAUCUUAGUUCUAUUGAUAUCACUCGAUUAGAUCUUGGUACGACUGUCGGUUCCAUUACGCUUUCAAACAUUUUGAGUCACAUAGUUCGAAUCAGAACUAAGAAUGGAGAUGUAGAAGGUUCUUUCAAUGUUAGUAAAACAUUGAGUUUGGCUACUACCAAUGGUGCUAUCAACGCAGAGAUCGGUCUCUUUCCACCGUCUGAAGAAGAUUCUGAAUUACCUCAAUUACCACCGAACCCACCAUCGAAAGCUUCAUCACCUGACAAUUAUACUUCAGUUCAUGCUACUACUACCAAUGGAGCCGUGAUUUUGAAAUAUACUCAUCAUCCUGUUGAUCAAACUCUUUAUAGUUUUGUUUCAUCUACUAAUGGAAAAGCCGAAGUUCAACAUCCCCCAGCUUUCGAGGGACAAUUUGAAGCUGAAACAGUUUGGGGAUCAGCGACUGUUGAAGGACCGCACAGCAAGAAAGAUCCAAAAGAAGGUGGGCAUAGGAUCAGGAAGAAGAUCGUCAGAUCUGAUCGUGACGAACUUGGUUAUCGUCAUAUCUCAGGUUCUGUUUGGUGGGACGAAGGCGAUGGAGAAGAGGAUAAAAAAGGAAAAGGAGAGAGUUUGGUGAAAACUACACUUGGAUCUGCUAAGAUUGUAUUUAAAUGAAAUUGAUCAGCAACGUCAAUUUAUUGGUUUGAACAUUGUUUUUUGGUUUAUUAAAAAAAUUCUUUUUCAAUGGUGUGAUAAAAAAAACUCCCUUUUCUCUAUUUGUCUCCCUCUCUCUUUCAAGUUAUAUUCUAUGAUCUUUUUUCUUUUAUUACUGCAUCUCUGUUUUUUUAAGUGAAGGUUGACUUUUUGUUGGUGUCUAUCCGUCUUUUGACCAGUGUUGUUAAUUUUUGUCACUGGCAAAAGAAGAUACAAGAUUCUAUCAAGAUUUGGUUUUGGUUUUGAUCAUUGAAUCAUUUGUAUCAUUUCUGAUUAUUAUGAAUUUAUGAUUUAUUUUUGAAGGUUCUCUUAAUGAAGAAUUAAUCAUAAGUUUUGAGAAAAGU